ACGCUUCUGUAAUUGAGCUAAAUGUUAAUUUAUGACGACCGCGCACGUAGGAAUACUUUAUGAAAACAUUUACAAUUUUACUAAUACCACAUCGAAUAUAAUGCCGUUGGCAACUCUAACAGUUCCAUGGUCAGAGCAACAUGUAAACGAGAAGCAAUCUGUAGAUAUUCUUCCAGCAGAAGCUCAAGAGGAAGCGAUGACUCAAGGAAAUGUGAUUGAAUCGCGUUCAAAUGAAUGUUCUGAGUCACAUGAAAUUGAACUACGCGAAGUGGUUCGGGAUGGUCAUGAAAAGGCAGGUCCAUCUCAGUUUGAACUGCUCAAAGUUCUUGGUCAAGGAUCCUUUGGAAAGGUAUUCUUAGUGAGGAAAGUUGUUGGUAAAGAUAGUGGAACGCUUUAUGCCAUGAAAGUUCUGAAAAAAGCUACAUUAAAAGUUCGGGACAGAGUUAGGACGAAAAUGGAGAGAAAUAUAUUAGUGGAUGUUGAGCAUCCAUUCAUAGUUCGGCUACAUUAUGCAUUCCAAACAGAAGGGAAACUCUAUUUAAUUUUAGACUUCUUAAGAGGUGGUGAUCUGUUUUCAAGAUUAGCUAAGGAGGUAAUGUUUACCGAGGAUGAUGUAAAAUUUUACUUAGCCGAGCUUGCUCUUGCGUUGGAUCAUAUUCAUAAGCUUGGAAUCAUUUAUAGAGAUCUCAAACCAGAAAAUAUUUUGCUUGAUACCGAAGGCCAUAUAUCUUUAACUGACUUUGGUCUAAGUAAACAGCCCUUAGAUGAUUGUAAGGCAUAUUCAUUUUGCGGUACCGUAGAAUAUAUGGCACCCGAAAUAGUGAAUCGGAAAGGUCAUUCGUUUGCUGCUGACUGGUGGAGUUUUGGUGUUCUUAUGUUUGAGAUGCUGACCGGAGCUCUUCCAUUUCAAGGUGCAAAUCGCAAAGAAACGAUGACCCAAAUAUUAAAGGCAAAACUUGGUAUGCCAAUUAAUAUUUCACCAGAAGCUCAAGCACUUUUGAGAGUGCUUUUUAAGAGAAACCCCGCGAACAGGCUUGGAUCUGGUGGAGUAGAAGAAAUAAAAAAUCAUGUGUUCUUUGCUACAAUUGAUUGGGAUGCUCUUUAUAAAAAAGAAAUAAAACCUCCUUUUAAGCCGGCUGUUAGUCAAAAAGAUGAUGCAUUUUAUUUUGAUAGCGAAUUUACGUGUAAAACGCCUAAAGAUUCUCCUGGGGUACCACCAAGUGCUAAUGCCCACGAAUUAUUUCGUGGCUUUAGUUUUGUCGCGCCGUGCCUUCUUGAGGAUCAUCUUAAAACUCCUGAAUAUAAAAACUGUGAUAGUCUCAGUGCAACAUUUCCUACAUAUGUGAACCUCGUUCCCGUAACUGACGAGUAUGAGUUUAAGCAAGAAAUCGGUAAAGGAAGCUAUAGUACAGUUUACGUAGUUGUACAUAAGGUUUCUAAGAUAGAGUAUGCUGUGAAGGUAAUUGAAAAAUCAAAAAGAGAUCCAACGGAAGAGAUAGAAAUUUUAUUACGAUAUGGAAGACACCCUCAUAUUGUAACUUUGAGAGCUGUUCACGAAGACGAGAAACGAGCUUAUCUUGUAUUAGAACUGUUGCGAGGUGGAGAGUUACUAGAUCGUUUGUUACAAAGGCGCAAUCUAACAGAAAGGGAAGCUGCCGAAGUGAUGUAUACAAUUGCUAGCGUAGUUCAUUAUCUUCAUGAAAAUGGAGUUGUUCAUAGAGAUUUAAAGCCAUCUAAUAUAUUGUAUUCAAAACCCGGAGGUGAUCCAACAACACUUUGCCUGUGUGAUCUUGGAUUCGCGAAACAAUUGCGAGCUGAAAAUGGUUUAUUAAUGACACCCUGUUACACGGCGAACUUUGUAGCACCGGAAGUAUUGAAACGCCAAGGCUACGAUGCAGCAUGUGAUAUUUGGUCACUCGGUGUUUUAUUGUACAUCAUGUUAGCAGGAUAUACACCAUUUCGUAAUAGCCCCGGUGAUAGCGCAACAGAUAUACUAGACCGUAUUGGACCUGGUUAUAUCGAUGUUGAGAGUGGUAUAUGGUGUCAAAUUUCUAACGAAGCUAAAGAACUCGUUAAAAGAAUGUUACACGUUGAUCCUAACAGAAGGCCUACCGCAGCUGCCAUUUUAAAGUACUCGUGGAUUGCCAAUCGGCACCGUCUUCCUCAGAAAGUAUUACCUGAUAGCACUAAGGAUCCGCACAGCCUAAAAAGGGCGGUAGCAGCAACGUACAGAGCUAUGUCUAGUAGUCCGAGAUCUCCUCAUAUUGGACCAGUCGUUAUGUCUGAACUGGCACGACGGAGAACACAAGCGAAACCAUCUGGUCCUACCGAAGUUUAAAAUAAAUCUUCCACUCGAUAUUUGUAAAAAAGUGAAGAUAGAACUGAAUAAAAGGAUUUCAAUUCAAACAAAUCUGCCACGCACACGUUACAUUACGUAAAAGUACAAGGGAAAGACAUUGAAUGUCACUAUUACGAUUAUUACUCUAACUACUACAUUGCUACUUCUACUACCGUUGUUAUUAUAACGUUUGUCGAGUGUGAGUGAGUAUCUGUAUCGAUGAACACAAUGUGAUAUUUAUUUAUACAUUAUUAUUAUUUUUUUUUUUCUUUUUUUUUUACGUUGCUCGUACAUGCAUGCAUUUUUACAUGUAUGCAUUGCCAUACCGACAUUGAGAAUACUUUAAUCAUAGCAACCAAAAUAUAGUAAUUUAAAAUGAAAUAUAUAGUAUAUUUUAAA
Osmia bicornis bicornis is the source of this 2737-nucleotide messenger RNA. RefSeq names its product ribosomal protein S6 kinase 2 beta. The coding region runs from base 32 to 2338 and encodes 768 amino acids. Gene Ontology annotation, molecular function: magnesium ion binding; ribosomal protein S6 kinase activity; ATP binding. The transcript has 13 exons. The record is from RefSeq and is a predicted model, not a curated record. Gene Ontology annotation, biological process: protein phosphorylation; intracellular signal transduction. Lineage: Eukaryota; Metazoa; Arthropoda; Insecta; Hymenoptera; Megachilidae.